UCAACCUUUUAGAUAAGGCAAGAGGCCACUUUGAUUAAUAUAUGUAUGUCAUCUAAGCUCUGGUUUUCUCCUACCAAGAAAUUAAACGAUGGCCGCAUCAACCUUUCUUGCGAGCAAGAGGUAUGCAGUCGUGACGGGAUCGAACAAGGGGAUCGGGUUCGAGAUAUGCAGACAAUUAGCUUCGACUGGAGUGACUGUGGUCUUCACCGCAAGAGAUGAGAAGAGAGGGCUUCAGGCAGCACGAGAACUCCAAAACAACGCCAGCCUCUCGGCCGGCGCCGUCGUCUUUCAUCAGCUCGAUGUGGCUGAUCCUGCUAGUGUUUCUUCUCUUGUGGGUUUCGUCGCUACCCAGUUUGGAAAGCUUGAUAUCUUGGUAAAUAAUGCUGGAAUCGGUGGACACAUCAUGGACCGUAAUGCUAUGUCCGAAGCUGUUGAACGUGCUGGUGGCGACUUUCCAUUUGGCGAGGAAGUCUGGAAAAAGAUAUCGACCGAGGACUAUGGAAUGGCGGAAGAAUGUGUGAAGACGAAUUAUUAUGGUGCCAAGUUAGUGACCGAAGCGCUCCUUCCGCUCCUUCGUCUGUCUGAUUCACCGAGAAUCGUAAAUGUUAGCUCCACCUUGGGGACCCUAGAGCUCAUACCGGGAGAAUGGCCGAAGCAGGUAUUAGGCGAUGUCGAGACCCUCACAGAAGAGAGAGUGGACGAAGUCUUGGAGUCAUUCUUGCAGGAUUUCAAAGAAGGGGACUUUGGAAAGAGGGGUUGGCCAACCCAUAUCUCAGCAUACAAGGUCUCGAAAGCAGCCUUGAAUGCAUACACAAGGAUCAUGGCCAAGAAGCUGCCAUCUUUCUUGGUGAACAGCGUGUGCCCUGGCUUUGUCAAUACCGACAUCACCUGCAAUACGGGACCCUUGACUCCUCCACAGGGGGCCGAGAGCCCGGUUUGGCUAGCUCUGCUUCCUCAGGGUGGCCUAAGUGGCCUCUUCUUUCAUAGGAAGCAAGUCUCCAGUUUCUUGUCUCUUUCGAGCUCGCCUUCCAUUGUCAAGGGAUGAUUUCAUUUCCUUUCUCUGUUUUUCUUUGGGGUUCUUAUUCUGUCUUUGUAACUAGCACCUGUUUGACCAUUCAGUGGGUAAUAGCAUGAUGGUAGUAAAUGGGAUGUUUAUGAGUGCUUCGAUUAUAUUGAUCUAGUAGCUUUCUGUGA
Messenger RNA from Eucalyptus grandis, 1194 nucleotides. RefSeq names its product (+)-neomenthol dehydrogenase. The transcript is spliced from 5 exons. The record is from RefSeq and is a predicted model, not a curated record. The coding region runs from base 89 to 1045 and encodes 318 amino acids. Gene Ontology annotation, cellular component: membrane. NCBI's taxonomy places the organism in Eukaryota, Viridiplantae, Streptophyta, Magnoliopsida, Myrtales, Myrtaceae. Gene Ontology annotation, molecular function: oxidoreductase activity, acting on the CH-OH group of donors, NAD or NADP as acceptor.